This is a messenger RNA of Pollicipes pollicipes, 3876 nucleotides long. Its product is annotated as pecanex-like protein 1. The transcript is spliced from 14 exons. NCBI's taxonomy places the organism in Eukaryota, Metazoa, Arthropoda, Thecostraca, Pollicipedomorpha, Pollicipedidae. Gene Ontology annotation, biological process: endoplasmic reticulum organization. Gene Ontology annotation, cellular component: membrane; endoplasmic reticulum. The record is from RefSeq and is a predicted model, not a curated record. The annotation marks the transcript as partial.
GCCGGCGGCCUCCUCACCGCCGCUGGCACCCACCUGGCCACUUCGCACGAUGACACGACCGAGGGCGCUGUGCAUUACUUCCAGGACGAGUUCGGAAACUGGCUGGCGUACGCGUUCGACGAGCGGGGUCCGGGCGGUCCGGUGCCGGCCGGCAGCGACUGGUCCGUCGACUCGGCCGGCCUCAAGCUGGCGUCGGCCGGCGGCGGCCUGGACGGCGCCGGCGACGCGGCCGGCGGCGGCGAGCAGGCCGGCCCCCUGCUGCGCUACCUGCACUCCAGCCUGGGCCUGGGGCCGGCGGCGCGCGCCGCCGACAGUCCGCCGCUGCCGCCCAAACACCACUACCGGCUGCAGCUGGGCGGCCGGGCCUGCCUGAAGGUGCGCUUCGACCGACUGGCCCUGCUGGCGCUGCUCGACCGCAACGUCUCCAUCGCCGAGAACCUGCUGUCCGUGCUGCUGGCGAUGCUCACUGCCCUGCUGGCCGCCGCCCUCCUGCAGGCCGACUUCUACGACGACGUGGGCGUCUUCUUCUUCAGCUUUGUCGUCGCCUCCAGCCUGUACUCGCUGGUCAAGAGCGUGCAGCCGGACGCCGCGUCGCCCACGCACGGCCACAACCGGCUGGUGGCGUUUGGCCGGCCGCUGUACUUCUGCCUGCUGUGCGGGCUCACGCUGCUGCUGCUGCACUGCCGCGCCGUCGACCAGUCGCACGCCGGCGCCCGCCUGCGCCUGUAUGGCCUGCGCCUGGCGCCCGGCCCGCUGCUGGACGUGGCGCUGCAGCUGCUGCGCUACCUGCUGGUGCUGCUGCCGCUGCUCUUCACGUCCGGCCUGCUGCCGCAGGUGGACACGUUCGCCAUGUACCUGCUGGAGCAGGCGGACAUCCACCUCUGCGGGGGCACGGCGGCCACCAGCCUUUGGGCGGCGGCCACCGCCUGGCUGCGCAGCCUGCUGGCCGUGGCCGCGCUCUACGGCUUCGCGUACGGCGGCCUGCGCGAGAACGGUACCAAGCCGACGGCGCAGCAUAUCCUGUUCAGCAUCUUCUGCGGCCUGCUGGUGUCGCUCAGCUACCACCUGAGCCGCAGCCCCAGUGAUCCCACCCUGCUGAUCCAGGUCUUGAGCCGGUACCUGUGCCCGGACCUGGUGGAGGAGGCGCCGCGUGCACCUGACGCGCCGGACACGCCCGGCGACCCGCUUCCGGACCAGCUGCUGCGCACGGCCCGCACGCGGCUCAAGUCGGACGCGCUGGCCUGCACCAUCAUCGGCGUCAUGGUGUUCGCCGUUCAUUGCAGCACGGUGUUCUCCUCGCUGGGUCCGGAGCUGCAGCGGGUGCUGUGGUCGUUGCCGGCCGGCACCGGCUUCCUGAUUCACUACCUGCUGCCACAACUGCGCAAACAGGUGCCCUGGCUGUGCGUGGCGCACCCUGUGCUGCGCGCCGCCGAGUACCGCCAGUUCGAGGUGUCUGAGCCGGCGCGCAUCGUGUGGUUCGAGCGGCUCUCCGUGUGGCUCUGCUCGCUGGAGCGCAACAUUCUGUAUCCGCUGGUGGUGCUGAGUGCGCUCACCGUGGACAGUCCGCGGCUGGCCGAGAAGUUCGGCCUGGAGUGGGCUGCGCUGAUUGUCGUCGUGUGCGGCAUGAAGAGCCUGCGCACCACGUACGCCGACACCAGCUACUCCUACCUGGUGCUCGUGUUCACGCUGCUGCUGUUCAAGCUCGACUGGGCGGCCCGUUCGGAGACGUUCCUGGUGGACUUCUUCGUGUUGGCGGUGGCGUUCGACAAGGUGCGGGACUUCCUGCUCAAGAUCCAGUUCGUCACCACGUACAUCGCGCCGUGGCAGAUCACGUGGGGCUCGGCGUUCCACGCGUUCGCGCAGCCGUUCUCAGUGCCGCAUUCGGCGCUGCUGUUCGCGCAGGCGGCCGUCUCGGCGCUGCUCUCGGCGCCGCUCAGUCCGUUCCUCGGCUCGGCCGUGUUCGUGUUGUCGUACGUGCGGCCGGUCAAGUUCUGGGAGCGCGACUACAACACCAAGCGCGUGGACCACAGCAACACGCGGCUGUCGCUGCACUUGGACCGCAGUCCCGGCGCCAACGAUAACAACCUCAACUCCAUCUUCUACGAGCACCUCAGCCGAUCGCUGCAGCACUCGCUGUACGGCGACAUCAUGCUCGGCCGGUGGGGCGUGGUCUCGCAGGGCGACUGCUUCGUGCUGGCCUCCGACUACCUCAACUGCCUGGUGCACAUCGUCGAGCUCGGCAACGGGCUCGUGACGUUCCAGGUGCGCGGACUCGAGUUCCGCGGCACCUACUGCCAGCAGCGCGAGGUCGAGGCCAUCACCGAGGGCGUCGAGGAGGACGCCGGCUGCUGCUGCUGCGAGCCGGGCCAUCUGCCGCACCUGCUGUCCGCCAACCAGAUCUUCAACCAGCGCUGGCUGGCUUGGGAGGUGGCCGCCGCCCGGUAUGUGCUCGAGGGCUACAGCAUCUCGGACAACUCGGCCACCUCCAUGCUGCAGGUGUUCGACCUCAGGAAGGUGCUCAUCACCUACUACGUCAAGAGCAUUAUCUUCUACGCGCUGCGCUCGCCCAAGCUGGAGACUUGGCUGGGCCGGGAGGAGAUCAUGUCGCACGUGCUCGACUAUACCACCAACGCCAACUUCGUCGACGUCGACCCCAUAUUCAACAUGAACAUCGAUGAGGACUACGACUUCCGGUCCUCGGGCAUCACGCGCAACAGCUUCUGCAACGUAUACUUCGACUGGAUCAAGUACUGCGUCCAGCAGUGCGAUAAGGAGAUGGAGUGUAAUCGAGACUCGCCGGUGGUGUCGCUGUGCCUGGCGCUUAGUCUGCUGGGCCGCCGCACCCUCAGCGAUGCCUCGCACCACUCACACUCCAGUGUGGAGUUCUUCCUGUACGGCCUGCACGCGCUGUUCAAGGGCGACUUCCGUAUCACCUCUCUGCGAGACGAGUGGGUCUUCACCGACAUGGACCUGCUGCGAAAGGUGGUCGCCCCAGGCAUCCGGAUGUCACUCAAGCUGCACCAGGACCACUUUAUGUCGCCGGACGACUACGAGAAGCCCAGCUGUCUGUACGAGGCCAUCCGGUCACACGAUGAGAAACUGGUGAUAUCGCACGAGGGCGACCCAGCCUGGCGCAACGCGGUGCUCUCUGGCGUGCCGUCCCUGCUGGCGCUCAGGCACAUCCUAGACGACGGAUCGGACCAAUACAAGAUCAUCAUGCUGAACAAGCGGCAGCUCAGCUUCCGCGUCAUCAAGCUGAACCGCGAGUGUGUGCGCGGUCUGUGGGCCGGCCAGCAGCAGGAGCUCAUCUACCUCAGGAAUCGCAACCCCGAGCGGGGCAGCAUCCAGAACGCCAAGCAGGCUCUGCGCAACAUCAUCAACUCGUCGUGCGAUCAGCCGAUCGGUUACCCGAUCUACGUGUCGCCGCUGAUGACGUCAUACGUGGAGACAAGCGAGCCGAUGAGCCGCAUCCUGGGCGACCCGAUCAGCUUCGGCUGGGUCAAGCGGCACCUGCUGGACGCCUGGCAGCGGCUCUGCGCCCGCUGCGGCCAGGGCUGCGUGUCCGGCGGCAGCGUGCUGCAGGAGGACGGCGUGCGCUACAUAGCGCACCCCUGCACGGUCCAGCUGGCGGCGUUUCCGGUAACCAGCGGCAGCCAGGAGGGGGUCAGCUUCGGCCCGCGGUCGGCCGGCACCUUUCCGCAGCAGCUGGUGGCGCCACCCAGCGUCAAGCCCACCUCGGCCACGCUGCCGGCCCGCUCUGGGCCGUACGUGGUGCCGUGUGUGAGGCCGGCACGGGGCCUGCCGCCGCGCCGGCCGGCCGUCGCCACCGCCGACCUUUCGCCCGUGCUGAUGCUCUACCCGACGGCGACGGCCGGC